UAUAAAACGGGGUGAAGGAUGUUUAGAUAAACAUACUGCCCAAUUUUAAUUUACCACGGCCAAAAUAUUGUGAAAAAGUUCCGUAACUUUAUGCGCGAUGAUGGGUAAGAAGAGAAAAAGGAUUAUUGGUAAUAUCAUCUGGUCCAAAAAAGGCUAUCCAAAAGAUUCAGAAGAGGGUGAAAAAGAUAAACAGUCUGGGCUGGGACAAGCAAGCAUAUAUCAUGCAUUGGUUAUCAUUUUCUUGGAAUUUUUUGCCUGGGGCCUGCUAACAUCUCCAAUAAUAAGUGUUUUAAAUGACACUUUUCCUAAGCACACCUUUCUGUUUAAUGGUCUUAUUCAAGGUGUCAAGGGUCUUUUAUCCUUCCUAAGUGCACCACUGAUUGGGGCCCUCUCUGAUGUAUGGGGACGCAAGCCAUUUUUGCUCCUCACUGUGGGCUUCACCUGUGCUCCAAUACCUCUGAUGAGGUUAAGUCCAUGGUGGUAUUUUGCUAUGCUUUCAAUAUCAGGAGUGUUUUCUGUAACGUUUAGUGUUGUUUUUGCUUAUGUGGCUGAUGUCACAACAGAGGAUGAACGUAGCUCAGCCUAUGGCUUGGUUUCAGCAACAUUUGCAGCUAGUCUUGUUACCAGUCCAGCAAUUGGAGCAUUUCUACAAGAUAUGUACAGUGAAAAUUUGGUCAUCUGGCUAGCCUCAUCCAUAGCAAUCUUAGAUGUACUUUUCAUCUUAGUGCUUGUUCCAGAGUCCCUGCCAGAAAAACUGCGCCCAGCCAGCUGGGGCUCUCAGAUCUCCUGGGAGAAGGCAGAUCCCUUUGGUGCACUGAAGAAAGUUGGUCAAGAUUUGUUAAUCCUUCUGUUGUGUGUAACAGUAUUCCUCUCCUACUUGCCAGAAGCAGGAGAAUAUUCCUCUAUAUUUGUAUAUCUAAGACUGAUUAUGGACUUUUCAAAAGAAGAAGUGGCUUCAUAUAUUGCAGUGGUUGGAGUAUUAUCUGUGUUAGCACAAACUUUGAUUUUAGCUUUGCUUAUGAAAUACAUUGGUCAUAAGCAGACAAUUAUGUUCGGCUUAGUGUUUGAAAUCAUACAGUUGACAUGCUAUGGCUUUGCUUCACAACAUUGGAUUAUUUGGCUUGCAGGGACAAUGGCUGCCAUGUCUAGUAUAGCUUAUCCCUCCAUAAGUUCAUUUGUGUCAGCUCAUGCCAGUCCUGAUCAACAAGGUGUUGCUCAAGGUGUUGUAACAGGUAUCAGAGGUCUGUGCAAUGGGUUGGGGCCUGCACUUUUUGGUUUUAUUUUCUAUUUGUUCCACGUUGACUUGAAUGAGAAAAGUGCAAUGCUGGAUGCAGCUGACAAAAGUGAUAAUCUGUCACAUCGCACAAUGAACAGUGCCAUUCAGAGUGUGGUUCCAGGACCACCAUUUGCAUUUGGGGCUGUACUUGUCAUCAUGGCUCUGCUGGUGGCUGCCUUUAUGCCUGAGAAUCCUCAUUCUGCUGCAGCCAAGAAACAGAAACUUGCUGCUGCUGCUGCUUUUGAGAUGCAAGAAGAUGGAACAGGUGGUAAAAAACAUGAAAUAGAGCCCUUGAUUACUGAUACAGAUGUAGAGUUAUAGCGAAAAGUACGGCGAAUGCAUCGAUGUACCCGGUUUGGUUUGUGUUGCUGGACCAGACACUUAUUUAUAUAUUUAUACACAUUUUGUUUUGUCAUUGAAAAUGAUUAUAUUGAAGUAGGGGAUUCAGAACUAGAGUCCCAGGUUUAAUUUUCCCUUUAGCCAUGUUCAGCCCUGACUCUAAUCAAGGCAUUUUUUUCUUUAGUGGUUUUGAAGUUGAUCAUAGUAAGGUACAUGAGUUGUUACUUUGAUUUGAUAACUCUAACCUGUGAUGGUUGAACUAGAAUCACCAAAGAUGCUUUGUCUAUUUGUUAUAAUUCCUUUCGUUGACACAUCGUAACAGACGGCUUCCGUAUUUUCUUUCAUGUAGAUUUUUAUUUAAUAUUUUGCUAAGAACCAGUUUGUAUAGAUGGGGGUGGGGCUUAUAAUUUGAUGUGAACUUUUAGAGCUUUUUGUUUUGCUUUCAUCAAGCAAAAAAAGUUAUUUAUGUUUAGCUUUCAUAUAAAAGUUUACAGAAUAUGAGAGAACUGAAAAAGAAUUGUAAAAUUAUAGUUGGUGUCAUAUUUUCAACAUGCCCUACCUUGCCUAGUGAUGUAGUGUUUACUGCAGUCAAGCCUAGGUUUCAAUGCACACACACCGGAAGAUGUUGAAUUACUGGUGCUUAUGAUAAAUCUACUGUCUUCAAAGUGUUUAAAUUUCUAUUUCUUUACUGUUUUCCAAACGGCUUGUUUUUCCCUGUCUUUUAGUAAAGUGUUCAUACACAAUUGACUUGCCUCAAGUAUGUUCCAGAAGAUAAUCAAAAACUAUGGAAGAACCAGUUAUUGUGCAUAGGGGGGUGAAAAGUUGUGUGUAUUAGUCAAUGUUUUAAUCUAAUAAUGUCAAUCACUUCUAUUGAAGUGAUCAUUGUAACAUGUCCAUUUCUUUGGACCAUAUAAAUGACUUUGUAUACCAACACUACCAAAAUAAACUUGUCAUUACAAAUUUUAACCUAUUUAAUCCUGUAUUCUAAUUUUGCAGUUUUGGCUUUUUGUUUAAGUUCAGAGAUUUUAUUUAGCUCUGACAUAUUCUAAAUAUAGAAAACUUGAUUUUGUUUUAGCCUGUUAGAGAAAUAUUGGAACUGGUUAAAAAAACACAAUUUAUUAAAAUUGAACAUCUGGAAUAAAUGGAGUUACCUUACAUAAAUGAAAAUCAAGAUCCAUUACUCUAACACAAACAACAUUUGCUUGUGUUUUCUAAGGUAAUUUCCUUAUGUACCCAUGUAAAAAAAAAAUGUGUGUGUGCUUAUAAAAUCCACUUGAUUAAAAUCACUGUUAGCUUUGAGAGUAGCCUACAUUUAAAACAAUACAUUUAAUAAUUAUGCUUUACCUUAUCAUUAAUUUAUUAAAAAGAUUUUUAACAGAACUUUUUUUUUAAAUUAAUUUUAGCUUCUUAGGCAAAUGUAAAAUUUUGUUUUCUCAUAUCUUUGGUGUACAAAUUUGAUCCAGUUUUGAUACUUUGGUGUACCUAAUAUGUUAGCUUGUUCCUCUAAAACACAAAUGUAUAAUGCUUUAUUUCUAAUAGUGAAGAUUCACUGAAAAUUCCACCUACUAUAUUACAUGUAAAUUUGUGUGUAGAUACAUACAGGUAUACAAACAUGUAUAUUAGUAAGAAACACUGCUUAUUUGUCACUGGACUCUUGAAAAUUUUUUGGCUUCUAUCCUUUGUGACAAUUACAAAAUUAAAUCAAAAGUUGAAUAUCUUCAGCAAUUCUCUUUAGUCAAGCAUUUCUACAAUUUUGGCCAGAAGUCCGAUCUCUCAUCCACUCUGUGAUGAAAUGAGUGUUGCAGCCUCUAGUUUUUUUAAUUACAAAAAACACUGGUUGUACAACGUAAUCAAUAGAGUUUAAUUGUCUUUUCUAGUGAGGAAACAAGGAUUGGAUUUAAAAUAAACGUAGUGUUGCUUACCUUGUUAUACCAUCUCAUGCUGUCCUGUUGAAGCAUAAUUAAUUCAUACAGAGCCUUCUAAAGUGAAUCAUUGAAUUUGGAAAUCUUUGUAAUUGUUUCAACAAUUUGGUGUAAAACAUCACAGAACCCACAUUUCUGAUGGUUUUUGUCUGGAAACUGUUAGUGUGUGAAAGACGCUAUAUAAAAGUGAUGAUUUUUAAACAGGUUGUUUGAUAGUCUUGUCUUAUACGAAACAGUGGUGAUGACCUUGACUCCACAUCUUCCAGGCGUCCUAGUUAAAAAAUAAUUAUCCCUGUGACUGUUAACAUCCUACCUAUUUAGGUGUAUCAGUUGGGAUGGUAUUGUAGUUUGUUUAAAAAAUGGCCUUGUAGGGGCCAGGAAAACCAUUGAGAUCACAUGUAGUCAAACAUCUUCUCUGCUGUUAAAAUCCUAUACGGGUGCUUGUGCAUUGGCUUGUCAUAAAAAAAUACCUGUUUAGCUAUUCCAUAUUGUUCAGUGUUUGAUGGUAUUUUUGAAGUUGAUGUAUAAAUAUUUCAUCGGACCCCUUGACAGCCUCUAAUGUCAGUAUUUCUUGCUAUUAAUGUUUACAUUAAAAUGUUUGACUCAAGCUUGAAAAAAAGAUUUGCUUUUUUUUUUUUACAUUUUUUUUGGUCAUUUUUUUAAGGAAUUUUUUUUUAUUUUUGUGUUAUUCAGUUUAUUAUUAUUCUAUUUACUAAAUAUUUUGGAUUGGCUAUUGCUCAUAUCAACAAUCCAGUCAUUAAUUUCCUGUUAUUCCUUCAUCCUGUUCAACAAAUUGAAUUUGCUGCAGUUAUUUUUAACAAUUAUAGACUUUGUUUUCAACAUGAUGUCUGCUUUCAGAAAUUUCUUAAAAGAGUAUGAGAGUUCCAUGUACACAUGGUUAAACCAUAAUUUUAAAAACAUAGUAUUUAAAGUUUCAUAUUUCAGGAUUUUACUAGUCUGGGGAAGGGGGACUCAAACUGUAUUAACAUGUAAUAAAUAAACUCUAUAAAUCUAAAAAAAAAAAUGGCUCUCCCAGUUUUUUUUUAAUUUGUGUUUUCACACCAUUUAAUUCCUGUAUUUAGCCUAAAAUAAUUAUUAAACAGGUUUUAAUACUCAGUAAUGUAAUUGUUAAAUUGUUUAGUAAAUAAAUGACAUGAUAUUGAUAGUGCAGAAUGGAUUUAAAUAUUGUUCAAAAUAGUUCAAAAUCCUUGCAUGAUUUCGAUAAGGAGACGUUAUAACUUUUUUUUAAAUUUCAAAUCCAUGCUUAAAAACAGCUGCUAAAGCCUGUUGUUGGAUUUCAUAAUUGGCCUGUGGGUAGUAAUUAACAAGGUAAAGCCAUACAUAAAACUGAAGUUGUUUCCUAGUGAUCGGAUUAAAGAUAGAAAGAUUUGAAAUAUCCAUUUUGAUCUCAUCAGCUUAUACACAACUUUGAUGUGCCACUACUUUCUCUCCCUUUAUUUUGUAUCUUAGGAUAUUUGUAAAUUAAUAUUGCAUAUACAUUCAUGUCUUUCUAAUCUUUUGCUGUUAAUAGUGGUGAGGGGAUUUAUCAACAAGUUUUUUUAACUUGUCUUUCUUUAAAAUAAGUAAUAAAUGUUAUAUAAAUUUCAUGAUAUUUUCAAUUUAAAAUAAUACAUUGAUAGGAAUGAUUUUAAAAACAGAACAGAACUGCCCUCAAUUGUGUUGUGGUUAUUAGGAAUACUUCUUUAAAAAAUAUGUUUUUAAUUUUCACAUUGGUAUUUCUUAAGCUUUCAAAUAAACAAUGAAUAUAAGUUAAAAUAACCUUUGAUAGAUUUUCAAAUUUGUAUCAAAACAUUAUGCUAGCUCCCCUUCAAAUUUAUGUAGCAAUUACAAAAAAAAAAUAGACCAAAAGGAUAAAUGCAUGUGCUUAUUGGUAAACUAAUUUUAAAAUGUUUACAGAAGCCAAAAAUUGAUUUUUCAAUGUAUCAGGUGUAAUUGAGCUUAUAUUUUUGCUCAUCUAAUUCCUGGAAAAACUAAUCAUGUUUUGUCUUGUUCCAUCUUUUUUAUUGAGAUGUACAAUUUUGAUUUUGUGUGUGCGUGAGUGAGAAGUAACGUUAUUUAAUGACAUGAUGUAGAGGAGAGAGAGAAAAAAUCAUUACAUUAGACUAUUAUCUUAGUAAAUGUGACAAUACUGUGAUUUCUGCAGGCAUAGUAACCAAUACCAGUUUUGAUAUCUAUGAUUUAAACAGCUCAUUAACUUGACCACAAAGUUAGGAUAGAAUACCACACACAACUGCAUUGUUUAACUCAACGGUUAUUUAUUACAAUGAAAGCUGCAAAGAUGUUAUUAAAUGUUCUGCUGUCUUUUUUUUUUCCUUUUAAAAAGUGUUUUUUGGAUUUGGUGUGAUACGGUUGGUUUGACUAAGAUUCCUCUCACUGUUGUAUAUAUUAUAAUAUGUGUAAGUACAGUUUGCUACAGGGGUUUAGCCCCACAGUUUGUUGAAUUAUCAUAUGGCAAUCUGUUUUCUUUUUGCUUUGACUUUUUUUAAACAUCUAGGAUUUUUUUUCAUUCUUGUAAAAUCAUAUUAAUUAAUCUUUUUUCUUUCUUUUUUUAUUUAAUUUCACACAAAAAAUUUUUUUUGGAAAAUUGUAUAUAAAGUUGCUUUACAGUUUUUACCUAAUAAGAAAAACUAAACACAAGUAUAAAAGAAUUUUAUUAGCAUAUGAUAUUUUCUCUAUCAAUCAUAGUUGCAUAGGCCCUACAGAUUGCUUACCAUUUGAAGUAUUACAAUUUAGUUUUUCCACUAUAGCUUGAAAACAUUUCAUUGUACUAAAUGAUAAUCAUUGAAAUAAACUUUUGAUUUUAUCGGUUUAAAAACAGGUGGGGGGAAGGACCUAAUUAAACACUAAUUAUUUUUGCAAUUUUUAAAAAUUAUUAAAAUUACUUUAUUAUUAAUAUUUAUUUUUUAAAUAUUAAAUGUAAUUUUAAUAAAUUGCUGGACUAUAUAAUAUAGGUUUAACUAAAUUAUACAUCAAAUUUAUUGUCAGCAUAUACUUUAAUGUUAUUUGUAAACUGACCCACUUCAUGGAUGUUUCAGAGAAUUUAAUGAAUGUUAUUCUUUUAUGAUUUACAUGAUUAAAAAGGUCAUUAGCAAUC
Molecule: messenger RNA, 6652 nt
Organism: Physella acuta
Lineage: Eukaryota; Metazoa; Mollusca; Gastropoda; Physidae
Product: hippocampus abundant transcript 1 protein
Biological process (GO): transmembrane transport
Cellular component (GO): membrane
Molecular function (GO): transmembrane transporter activity
Source: RefSeq, a predicted model, not a curated record